AUGCGUGAGCUUGCCGUGGUCUUCGAGAACUUACCGACCUACCGCCGCUACAAGCCUGGUACUGGCCCGCGCCUGGCCCCGAUAACCCUACUUCCUGUACACGACACUACCGCCUACAUCCGCGAAGAGUUCUUCAUUCCACCCGCGCUCUCCGUUGACCGCAAGAAGCAUCUGCUGUACGUCGUGGGCUGGACCGACAUCCCCGCCGCGCGGCUACAGGUCGACGCCGAAAGAAUAUGUGACUACGUCUCGCCGAGGGCGUACGAGGAGUGGUGCGCCGCUCGAGCUGCCGAGCGGGACGAGGAGGAGCGCAGGACCGAGGAGGAGGAGAACGUGCGCGCCGUAGAGGAGGCCGAGGCAAGAGAGAAGAGGAUAUUUCAAAGGAGUGCGGUCAAGGACUCCCUCCCCAGGGGGAAGAAAAGGAACCGACCAGUUGCAGACCGGUCAAGAACGCCGCCACCGAAAACGAAUGGGGAGAAGAAGAAGCCAGGUCGGCCGAGGAAGAAAGCGCCGUCACUGUCUACGCCCUCAAGGAGCAUAGGUCUACAGGAAGUGGAGGCUUCGAAUGACGACACUGACGUUGAUAUGGAAGAGGCGAUAUUCCGGCAGCUGAAUGGGGAGGAACCGAUAUCCACUGAAGGAUCCUACGACUCUGGCGAACGGAGCAGUGUCCCGAGCAUAUUGGAGCCGUCGGCGAAGAAGCGAAGAACCAAAUCGCCAAGACCGACACUAUCAAGUUUGCCAUCGGACAUCGAGACGGACAGCAGCAGGAGUACGCACUUUGAAUCGUCUAGGGGAGGCACCAGCUCGCCAGCAUUGCCGCCAUUACCUAAACCCUAUGGUGCUUCACAAGCGGCUCGGCCACGGGUGACCCCUAUCUUGCCUCCCGUACCGCCGGCCUCCAUCCUCCAGACGUUCACACCCACCGCCCCGCGGACCAAAACCAAGACACAACCACAAAAGCGGUCUCUCCUCUCGACACGGGAUCCUCCCUCCACAUCCUCAAAGCAGCCAUCCAUGGCCCAGACUCCGACCCCCAAAGCUCAAACCAUCCCGCCACGAGCACCGGCAACCGCACCACCAGCCAUCAAACAGCCAUUAGAGGACUCUACAACAUUCCAUGCUACAACCCCUGGGACAGGCUUCACCCCUCUGAUUCAGAACACAACACCAUGGACCAUCUCCCUCGCGGCGUCCAAGAACUUCGCCAACCUCACACCCUCACAGCCGAUUCGGUCUAUAGAACAGGCAUCUUCAUCGACACCGAAACCGACGCUACCCAAGCCGGCGAUGCACGACUACACGUCACCCCUCAAAGCAACCCAGUCUGCACCACCCGUCACAACCGCUGGCAGCACACAGGCCGUCGUGAAAUCGCUGCCCGCCCAAGAAGAACAAGAGGCCCCUGAAGAAGACAACAUCUACGAGGUCCUCCGCCUCGAAGGCGUGCAAGAGCGCAUCGUCCGCGGCAAACGCGUUCGCUUCUUCCACGUCCGCUGGAAGGGCGUCUGGCCGCCCGGCCAAAACCCGACCUGGGAGCCCGAGGCCAACAUCCCCCGGGCCCUCAUCAAGAAGUACUUCCUGGCGCACCCGCAGUCGCAGCCGCAAGGCCGCAAGACGGGGGCGAUGGACAAGUACCUUGUCUCGUCCUUGUCGCACCGCAAGUACUCGUCCGUCUCGGAGGCCUUUGAGGGGGGUGACGCGGACGGCGAAGCUGGUGGUGAGGGCUACGCCGAUGGCAGUGAGGAGGCGGUCGAGGACGACGGCGCUGAGGAGGAGUAUAUUGGCAAUGAGGUGCUGCUUGUUACGGACGAGCCGACGCAGCCUGCCAAGCCCACGCUUUCUUGGUGA
Messenger RNA from Colletotrichum graminicola M1.001, 1851 nucleotides. Its product is annotated as chromo domain-containing protein. Lineage: Eukaryota; Fungi; Ascomycota; Sordariomycetes; Glomerellales; Glomerellaceae. The record is from RefSeq and is a predicted model, not a curated record. Bases 1 to 1851 code for a protein of 616 amino acids. The transcript has a single exon.